UUCGGCCCUCACUGCAAUCCCCCUCCCACCGCCCUCCGUCGAAACCCCAUCACUCCAGAACAACCGUUCCCAAAUCUAAGUCUGAACCCUAGUAUAAUCUGAUGGCCACGCAGCAAUCAAUUGCUACCCACCGCGAAGGCGCCGAGAUCUACCACGGCGACGAGAUCUGCAAGUCGAAAUCCAUAGAACUCCUCGAGCUCGUCCACCUUCCCCGCGGCCUCCUCCCUCUAAACGAUCUCGAGGAAGUUGGAUACAAUCGUGAAACCGGCUUCGUAUGGCUCAAGCAGAAGAAGCGCACCGAUCACACCUUCAAGAAGAUCGGACGGCUUGUCUCGUACGCGCCGGAGGUCACGGCGUUCGUCGAAGAACGGCGGAUGAAGAAGAUAAGUGGAGUGAAGAGUAAGGAGAUACUGAUCUGGAUUUCGCUCUCCGAUAUGUAUAUUGAUGAUCCGGCUUCGGGGAAGAUUACUUUUAAGACUCCGGCUGGGCUUUCUCGGUCUUUUCCGACUUCGGCUUUUGAGUUGGAGGAGGAGGCGGAGCAGAAGAAGUGAUGAGGUAGUGGAGGUUUGGUGGGGGGUUCUUGCUGCUGCUCUCUCUUUUUUUUUUUUUUUUUAUUUGGUUAUGGAGUUAUAAAAUGUUGUUUGGAUUAAAGUUAAGAGUGGUGGUGUGUUAAGUGGAGGAAGGGCAGAGGACGGUUGCAGGGGAUUUUAAUCGUUUUGUUCUAUGAUAUUUUAUAAUGAAUAUUAAAUAAU
Molecule: messenger RNA, 752 nt
Organism: Phalaenopsis equestris
Lineage: Eukaryota; Viridiplantae; Streptophyta; Magnoliopsida; Asparagales; Orchidaceae
Exons: 1
Coding region: 102-551 (149 amino acids)
Source: RefSeq, a predicted model, not a curated record